This is a messenger RNA of Macrosiphum euphorbiae (potato aphid), 1863 nucleotides long. The record is from the annotation of a GenBank genome assembly. NCBI's taxonomy places the organism in Eukaryota, Metazoa, Arthropoda, Insecta, Hemiptera, Aphididae.
AUGAUAAGUAUACCUCGAGCAUUGGAACUUUUUGUUUCAUCUCUAUUAAUCAAAGCUGGUGAUGUCACGAUGCAAAAAAGUGCAAGGACUCUUACUCUUGCCCACUUAAAACAAUGCAUUUAUUCUGAUAGCCGCCUUGAUUUUCUUAAAGAACUAGUGAAAAGUACACCGGACCACUCUGAAGAAUGUAAUGAUAUUGCAGAUUCAGCUGUCAUACAAAAUAAUCAAGUCAGCAAUAAUGAUAGUGAUGAUGAAACAUCAUCAAAAACGAUCGAAUGGCAUCUAUUAAACGGGUGUGCGUGCCCGUUGACCGGUGCCGAAUACGAGUGGCUGGUCGCGUUUCCUACGGAAGUAAACUCGUCUCCGUCCGACACGAUCGCUCACCUGAGCACGAUGCGUCUACUGUUAUCCAUGCGCCGCCACCGCAGGCAGCAGCACCCGGUCGCAGACUCAGACUAUUGUCCGAAAGUAGAGCGCGCGUGUUUGGCGACGCUCUCCAGCACGUUGUGGUUUGACCAAUUGCUGGCCAUGUUGGCAUCUGUGGAUGACCAUGUUAGGUACGUUGCCACAUGCGUGGCCACCGAAGCCGCACUGGGCUGCGCCGACGCCCACGGUGAUUCGCUAGCACAUAUGAUCGACGGGCUGUUGCUAACAAUCACGACGACGGUGGGACGGUCGAGUGCCGCAGCCGUCAACGUCUUAACGCGCUUGCUAGACGUCACUUGCAACUACCCUCGGAUCUCAACUGUGGAAACAUUUUGUUGCCACGAUGGUGAUGAAGCAGGCCGUUUUACCGCUGUUACGAAAAGCCGUGACACCAAGACGCUAUUGUUGGAUAGGUUGAAUGGUCGGUGGUUGGAUAUCGUUCACGCCAUGGUGCGUGAAAAUGGAACAAUUGUGGCUACCGAUUACCACAACAACGGUCUGGCUGAUAUCGUCGGGCUAUGGACCGCUGUGUUUCGCUUGUUCCGGUUCGCCGGCUCGGCUUGCCGGAAUCGCGAACAGUUCUAUUCGGAACUGCCUAGCCUGGAGUGGCUAUUGUAUCGGACUGACACAGAACCACUGGUGUGGCUGAACACGGUACGACUGUUCGGCGCCAGUCUGCAGAGGUGCCUGGAUCAGCCGAUGGACGACUGGUGGAUGGCCGGAAGAGUGGCCAUGGCCGAGCGUGUUCUGACCGGCUUCACUCGUAGGCGGAUGUUGUACUUCAUGUGCAAAAUGUCGAGCAGUUAUGGGCUGGAAAACGACAGGACGCGGAUCUUGUUGCAGGAAACAGUGCUGCUGGCGAUGCGGUCGUUGCAUGCGUUCGUCGGUGGCAACAAUCAGCUUCUCGGUUCCGAAAAUGAUGGAGACGCCGCUGCGGUAACGAUGAUUAGAGAUGUUGUUGAAUGUUUGGACUCGUACGUCAAAGCCAGCAUGUUGUACGCGACUGAUGUUGGGUUCUGUCGAUGGACAGUCCGCUUGAUGUGCGACAGAGAUGACGCCACCAUAGAGUGUCUGACGUGUGCGUUGGACGUCGCGGAUGCUGUGCCCGCCGUCUGGUCCCUGCUUGACCCGUUCUCUAGCUUUGCCGAGCUGCUGGAGUGCGUGACGUACGAACCGGACGUGCUGUUAGACUAUCUCAUUUCCGAAGAGAGUAACUUCCUGCCGUACGCUCUUCGCAUUUUGAAGACUGCCUGCCGGGACGCCCGGUGUUUCUUCCAAAGCUGCGGUUCUGGUUUGGACGAUGCUAUGGUGCUGCUGAUCAGGCUCCGACUGAAGAUGCUGCGGCUUCACGAGAACCACGUUUUUCCAUACAACGUCCUGCCCAUCGCCAAACUGAUACAGCGCUGUGACGAGCUGUACACCGAAAUCGUAUUGUGA